GGCGGCGCCCAUAAAAGGCGCCCUCCCCGCCGGGCUGCCAGUUGCCAGUCGCCCGCAGCCCUCCCGCCCGCCAGCCGUCGAGUCUCGCCUGCCUGCCUGCCUCACCUCCGCAGCCAUGCUGACCGCCGACGAGCGCCGCAUCCUCAAGCAGACGUGGGACAAGGUGUCGAGCAUCCAAGAGGAGAUCGGCGCCGAGUCCCUCUACAGGCUCUUCAUCGUGUACCCCACCUGCAAGACCUACUUCCCGCACUUCGACUUCGGCGCGGGCUCGGCGCAGAUCCGCAACCACGGCAAGAAGGUGAUCAAGGCGCUGGAGGACGCGCUCAAGAACGCCGACCACCUCCACGAGAACCUGGCCGAGCUCAGCAACCUGCACGCCUACAACCUGCGCGUGGACCCCGUCAACUUCAAGCUCCUGGCGCGCUGCCUGCAGGUGGUGCUGGCCACCCAUCUGCGCGCCGAGUUCAACGCGCAGACCUACGCCGCCUGGGACAAGUUCAUGGCCUGCGUGGCCGACGUGCUGGCCGAGAAGUACAGAUGAAGGAGCCCCCGGCCCGCCGGCCUGCCUGCCCGCAGCCUCUUCUCCAGCGCCCGAGCGCGCCUCUGUCCGACAGCCAGCCCAAUAAACGUGCCUCGAACCUA
Heteronotia binoei (common prickly gecko) is the source of this 642-nucleotide messenger RNA. Its product is annotated as hemoglobin subunit alpha-D-like. Gene Ontology annotation, molecular function: peroxidase activity; oxygen binding; haptoglobin binding. The record is from RefSeq and is a predicted model, not a curated record. Gene Ontology annotation, cellular component: hemoglobin complex; haptoglobin-hemoglobin complex; blood microparticle. Gene Ontology annotation, biological process: oxygen transport; hydrogen peroxide catabolic process. Bases 116 to 541 code for a protein of 141 amino acids. The transcript is spliced from 3 exons. NCBI's taxonomy places the organism in Eukaryota, Metazoa, Chordata, Lepidosauria, Squamata, Gekkonidae.